Messenger RNA from Periconia digitata, 515 nucleotides. The record is from the annotation of a GenBank genome assembly. NCBI's taxonomy places the organism in Eukaryota, Fungi, Ascomycota, Dothideomycetes, Pleosporales, Periconiaceae.
UUGGCGCAGUGGGGGUUGCUUACCUAAUACAGAGCCGAGCGCACACAUGGAACUAGUGAAUUUCGAUGGGCGCGCACGACUUCAACCAUCAUCAACACCCACUACCCUUCGCCCACUAACCCACAGCGCGAAAUCAGUCAAAAUGGUCAACGUACCCAAGACCCGCCGAACCUACUGCAAGGGCAAGGACUGCAAGAAGCACACUCAGCACAAGGUCACACAGUACAAGGCCGGAAAAGCUUCGCUGUUCGCCCAGGGAAAGCGUCGUUAUGACCGCAAGCAGAGUGGUUAUGGUGGUCAGACCAAGCCCGUUUUCCACAAGAGGGCGAAAACCACCAAGAAGGUCGUGCUCCGAUUAGAAUGCACUCAGUGCAAGACCAAGGCACAGCUUGCCCUCAAGCGUUGCAAGCACUUCGAGCUCGGUGGUGACAAGAAGACCAAGGGUGCCGCUCUUGUGUUCUAAGCAUGUUCCCUUGUUCUCUCUUUUUUGCUGGGCCCUCGGCGUCGUCUUCAAU